This is a messenger RNA of Mycena citricolor, 3176 nucleotides long. The record is from the annotation of a GenBank genome assembly. NCBI's taxonomy places the organism in Eukaryota, Fungi, Basidiomycota, Agaricomycetes, Agaricales, Mycenaceae.
GAUAAGAUCAUAGAUGCGUAUUAUCUUAUCUCCCCUCAGUCACGCAUUCGGAACCGUGGACAUUGAAACUCCGCUUACUUGCCUCCUGCUUAGCGCGCGCUCUGCUUGAACCAUCACGACAAGUAUCGAAACAUGAGCCAUCGCGGUAGUGACAGAGGACGGGGAGCUCCGCCCCAUGGGGGUCCUCGCGGAGGUGGACCUACUCCUCGAGGCGCCAGUCCAGACCGAGGUCGCGGAGGUGGUUAUGCAGGCCGGGGUGGAGGCGGAGGCGGAGAUCGGGGAAGGGGCGGGGGAUUUGAUCGAGGAAGGGGCGGGGGCUUUGAUCGUGGACGGGGUGGCGGCGGUGGCUUCGACCGUGGUCGAGGGGGCGGGCGCGGGGGUCGCCCUGUCGGUGGUGUCUUCCUCGCUGAUGUCCCCGCAACCGUCGACGCUCGUCUGUCUGAUAGUUCUGAUCUCGCACUUGUCCAAUCGUUCCGCAGUGUCCCGAUUCAAAGUGGCGAGAUUCCUCUGCGUCCUGAUUAUGGCACCGUUGGCAGACCGAUCAAGCUUCGAGCCAACUUCUUCCCCGUCCGUGUCCGAGUUCCUGAUGGAGCGUGGUUCGAAUACGAUGUCAGCAUUACCCCCGUUGCGGGGACUGCAGCGCGGAGGGUGAAGAAGCGGAUCUUUCAUUUGGCCGAACAGUCCCGGGAGUGGACUCAAUACGAGCUGAAGGACAAUGUGGCUCACGACUAUUCGGCAAAACUCAUUGCUGCGAAGAAGCUGCGUCAGCCACUCAACAUCACCGUGGUCUUCCACGACGAGGACGAAGAAGUACCGAAACCAAAAGACAAAGGUUAUAAGGAGUAUACUCUGAGCAUCAAAUUCGUGCAGAACUUGGACAAAGCCGCGCUUGCCAGCUACCUGAAUGGCGAUAUCCAAUACCGCAACUACGACAUCUUUCCGCUCAUCUCAGCGAUGAACCUCAUUCUUGCCACUCAUCCUAAUCGUCCCGGCGGUGGCGUCAUGGUUGGGCGCAACCGGUUCUUCUUCCCCACUGAGAACGUACCUUCUCCUUUGGGCGGAGGUCUCGAAGCAUUCCGCGGUUUCUUCUCGUCGGUUCGGCCCGCUCACAAACAGCUCAUGGUCAACGUCAAUGUCUGCACGACUGCUUUCUAUGUUCCGGGAAAUCUUGCCGACGCCAUCGACCAGUUUACGCGGUCCAGUUUCGGCGCACGAGCAACUGCUUUUGCGAAAGGUGUUCGCGUCAAGGCCAUGCAUCUUGGCUAUAAGAAGACCGUCAAACGGGUCGCGGACAAGUCUGCACGCCAGUAUACCUUCGAAUGCUCGGACUUUGGUGGCCAGCGAGUCUCGGUCGAGCAGUAUUUCAAACGCAAGUAUAACAUUACGCUUCGCUAUCCUGAGCUGCCGCUCGUCGAUGUUGGUGGGACCAAAGCGAACUUUUUGCCUGCCGAACUCUGUGAAAUCCUACCUGGGCAAGCAUUCAAGGGCAAAUUGACGGACGAGCACACUUCCGAGAUGAUCCGUGUGGCUGCUCAGCCUCCGAAUGUUAACGGGAAUGCCAUCGUCGAACGCGGUCUCGCGCAGCUGGGGUAUAAUACCGAUUCCGGUGCCUUGAAAGGAUUCGGACUGAGCAUCGGCAAGGAGAUGGCUGUUGUGCCCGGGCGAAUCCUGGCUCCGCCAGGCAUCGAGUACGCCAAAGGUCGUCCGGACGUCGACGACUCCAAGGCCAGCUGGAAUCUUCGUAAUGUCAAGUUCAAGCGCGGGGCGACUCUGAAGAACUGGGCUGUGCUCCUCAUCCGCGAUGGCAACCGGAGAACGGAAUUCGACGGCCUGAAUGAUCCACAACUCAGACCCACGGUUCAAGGCUUCGCCGGCAUGUGCACUACGUCAGGCAUGCAGGUUGCGGAUGCGCCCGAAUAUGUGGAGGCAUUCAUGCCUCCGAAGAAUGCACAGGAUCCCACCCGAUUCAACGCCAUCACGGUCAUCGACAAGGCGCUCAAGACGCUCAAACGCAAGCCGACGAUCGUUCUCGUCCUCCUAUCCAGCGGUGACAAGCAUAUCUAUGCCGGAAUCAAGCACUUGAUGGACGUCCACCUUGAUAUCGGCUCGGUCUGUGUCCAAUCUGAGAAGAUACGAUCGGAGCGAGGACAAUUGCAAUACUUUGCCAACGUCGCGCUCAAGUUCAACAUGAAGCUUGGAGGAAUCAACCAUUCAUUGGACGCGCGAAGUGUUGCCUGGUUGAAUGAAAAACCGAUCAUGUUGGUCGGCGUCGACGUGACACAUCCGGGCCCUGGCUCCGUCAAGGGCACGCCGUCCGUGUCCGCAGUCGUCGCCAGCAUCGACAAUCAGUUUGCUCAGUUCCCUGCGAGUAUGCGCAUCCAGGAAACCAAAAAGGAGAUGGUGACCGAGAUGGAAGACAUGAUGGUCGAACGGUUGAAGGCUUUCCAAGGCCGGAACCAGAACAAGCUUCCGGAUCGCAUUCUUGUCUACCGAGAUGGUGUGUCUGAAGGGCAAUUCAAGAUCGUCCGGGAGGACGAGCUGCCUUCAAUGAAACGAGCCUUCAAGCGGUUCGGACCCAAGUACAGCCCGAAACUCAGCAUCGUUAUCUGCGGCAAACGUCACCACACGCGAUUCUACCCAACAGAGGCUGGAAAUGCUGCGAACGACGGGAAUCCCCGACCUGGAACGGUGGUUGAUCGAGGAGUCACGGCCGUGUACGAAUUUGACUUCUUCCUGCAAGCGCAUGGCGGACUGCAAGGGACGACACGGCCGACACAUUACUACGUCGUGCACGACGAGAAUCAGUUCAACGCCGACCGGCUGCAACAGCUGACCAACUCUGUCAGCUACAUGUUCGCUCGGGCCACGAAAGCGGUGUCCCUAGUCUCACCUGCGUAUUACGCGGAUCUGGCCUGCGAAAGAGGGCGGUGUUAUCUGCACCGGCUGCUCCAAGGCCUCUCGAACUCAGCCUCGACAUCGGCGAGUGGUGCGUCUGCCGAUGAAGCUGUUAUGAAGGAGGCUAGCCAAAUGUGGCGGGGCGGUGUCAGUGGCCCGCAGCUCAGCAACACGAUGUAUUAUCUCUAGGAAGUAUCAUGUAUCGCUCUCUGUCCUUGUAGUUUUAUUUAGUGCCUAGACGGUAUCUCGUUCUGACAAUGUAGCCAUCUCGCAUAUCCUGA